AAUGUUGAAAAUGCAAAUCAAAAUUGGUUUGAUGAGGCAAAAUCACAUUUAAUGGUUUAACACAAGAUCCAUCAAAUGGAAAUUAUAUGCUUGUAAUGAAUAAAAUGGAUGUAGAUUUAAAAAAAUAUUUACAACAAAAUCAUAAUCAACUUACAUGGAAAGAAAGAAUUCAAAUUGCUGAUAAUAUAAUUAAGGCACUUGGAAGAAUUCAUGAAGAGAAUGCAAUUCAUAGAGAUUUGCAUUCUGGAAAUUUAUUGCUUAGAGAUUCUAGAUUUAAUAUUAGUGAUCUUGGGUUUUGUGGACCUGCGGAUAAACCAUUAAAAAGUAUAUAUGGAAAUCUUCCUUAUAUGGCACCUGAGGUUAUUAUUGGAAAAGUACAGACUUAUAAAUCUGAUAUUUAUAGUGUUGCAAUGCUUAUGUGGGAAAUUUCAUCUGGACAACCACCAUUUAUUAAUUAUGAACAUAAUUAUGAUCUUGCAAUGAAUAUUGUUAAUGGUAUAAGACCAAAAAUUGUAUCAGGAACUCCUUUAGAAUAUAAAAAUUUAAUGAAACAAUGCUGGGAUGCUGAUCCAUUUAAAAGACCCGAUAUUGAUACACUUUUGAAUAAAAUAGGAGAAAUUAAUUUAUUUUAUCAAAGUAAAUCAAAUGAAUCAUUAACUCAACCAGAAGUAAAUAAUAAUUUAGAAUGGAAAAGUAUAGAAAAUUAUACAAGUAGCAACAAUAGUUUAUUUACAAGUAAACUUCAUCAAUUUGACAAUCUUCCUGAACCCAGAAAUGCAACAGAAGGUAUUAUAUUUAUUAUAAUGAAUUGUUUUGUUAAAUAUUUAGAAAAAGUAUUAAGAUACUAA
Messenger RNA from Rhizophagus irregularis DAOM 181602=DAOM 197198, 848 nucleotides. The record is from RefSeq and is a predicted model, not a curated record. Lineage: Eukaryota; Fungi; Glomeromycota; Glomeromycetes; Glomerales; Glomeraceae.